AUGGAGAAACCAUGGAAGUGUGGGGAUUGCAGGAAAGGAUUCCGCUCCCCCUCCGUGCUGGAGAUCCACCGCCGUCGGCCCUUCACCUGCUCCAUCUGCGGCAAGGGCUUCACCGACUCCUCCCACCUGCUGACCCACCAGCGGGUCCACACCGGGGAGAGGCCGUUCAGCUGCUCGGUCUGCGGCAAGAGCUUUACCCAGUCGUCCAACCUGCUGCAGCACCAGCAGGUCCACACCGGGGAGUGGCCCUUCACCUGCUCUGUCUGCGGCAAGGGCUUCGCCCGCUCGUCCGACCUGCUAACCCACCAGCGGGUCCACACGGGGGAGCGGCCGUUCAGCUGCUCGGUCUGCGGCAAGAGCUUCACCCGCUCGUCCACCCUGCUGCGGCACCAGCGGCUUCACACCGGGGAGCGUCCCUUCACCUGCUCCGUCUGCGGCAAGAGCUUCUCUCACUCGUCCACCCUGCUGCGGCACCAGCGGCUUCACACCGGGGAGCGGCCCUUCACCUGCUCCGUCUGCGGCAAGGGCUUCACCCAGUCGUCCCACCUGUUCUCACACCAGCAGGUCCACACCGGGGAGCGGCCCUUCACCUGCCCCGUCUGCGGGAGGGGCUUCGCUUCCUCUCAGCACCUGCUGCGGCACCAGCGGGGGCACAAGUGACGGGGCCAGCCGCUGUGAGUCACCGCCCAGGGCUGAACCCUGGGUGGGAUGGGGGAGGGUCACUGCAGUUGCUGUGCUCUCAUCCCCUUGGCAUCCAGUGGUUCUGCGAGCCUGCGACUGCGCAUUUCCUCCUGAAGUGGAGAUGUACAACACAGAAACAGACCCUUCGCUCCAACUCCUCCAUAUCCUCAACUAAUCAAGUCCCAUUUGCCAGCAAUUGGCCCUAUCCCUCCAAACCUCUCCUUACACAGAUACCCAAGUGGAUGCCUUUUAAAUGUUGCAAUUGUACCAGCCUCCACCACUUCCUCUGGCAGCUCAUUCCGCACGCACACACCACCCUCUGUGUGAAAAAUGUUGCCCCUUAGGACCCUUUUUAAAUCUUUCCCCUCUCACCCUAAACCUAUGCCCUCUAGUUCUGGCAAAAGACUUUGUCUAUCCCUAUCCAUGCCCCUCAUGAUUUUAUAAACCUCUCUUAAAGUCAACCCUCAGCCUCCGACGUUCCAGGGAAGACAACCCCAGCCUGUUCAGCCUCUCCCUGUAGCUCAAACCCUCCAACCCUGGCAACAUCCUUGUCAAUCUUUCUGAACCCUUUCAAGUUUUGCAACAUCCUUCCGAUAGACCAGAAGUGCACAUAAUACAGAGGAACUUCGAUUAUCCAGAAUUAGAUGAACCAGCACGGUGGCUCAGUGGUUAGCGCUGCUACCUCACAGUACCAGGGACCCUGGUUUCAUUCCUGCCUCAGGUGACAGACUGUGUGGAGUUUGCACAUUCUCCCCGCGUCUGCGUGGGUUUCCUCCUAGUGCUCCGGUUCCGUCCCACAGUCCAAAGAUGUGCAGGUCAGGGUGAAUUGGCCAUGCUAAAUUGCCCGUAGUGUUAGGUACAUUAGUCAGAGGGAAAUGGGUCUGGGUGGGUUACUCUUCGGAGGGUCAGUGUGGACUGGUUGGGCCUGUUUCCACACUGUAAGGGAUCUAAUCGUCAAGCGACUGAAAUACACCCUGCAUGUGUCCUUUGGAUAAUCGAGGUUCCUGUGUAUUCCAAAAGUGGCCUAACCAACGUCCUGUCCAGACCCCAACCCCUAUACUCAGUGCUGUGACCAAUAAAGUGAUCUGCAGAAUCUGCGGGACUUGCUUAAUCCUGGAAGGUAAAUCACGUGUUUCUCCUUCUCUUGCAGGUGGAUCCAAGAUUUCACUCUCUGUCCCAUUGAGUCUCCAGUCAGGUCCUUCAGCUCAACUGGUCUCUCUCAGUAUUUCUGACCCAUGUGAGCCUCUACGCACCUCCCCUUCACUUGCUCACACUUGAUUUCCCUUACAGCAGCAUUCCCUUCAGUUCCUUUCUCCCUGACGUCUGUAACCAGCUUCUCCUUAAAUGCCGUCCACCUCGACCUGCUACUGUGGGGGUCAUUCCCGCUGCAGACAGAGGUCUCUCCUUUGUAACCUCUUCAAAAGAUUUACCGCUGACUUCCCCCUUCAGUCUUUUCCAUUUCUGGGUCUUCCCGCUGUUGCGAAACUUGGAAGGGUUCAGAAAAGAUUUACAAGGAUGUUGCCAGGGUUGGAGGAUCUGAGCUACAGGGAGAGGCUGAACAGGCUGGGGCUGUUUUCCCUGGAGCGUCGGAGGCUGAGGGAUGACCUUAUAGAGGUUUACAAAAUUAUGACCGGCAUGGAUAGGAUAAAUAGGCAAAGUCUUUUCCCUGGGGUUGGGGAAUCCAGAACUAGAGGGCAUAGGUUUAGGGUGAGAGGGGAAGAUAUAAAAGAGACCUACAGGGCAACGUUUUAAUACAGAAGGUGGUGUGUGUAUGGAAUGAGCUGCCAGAGGAUGUGGUGGAGGCUGGUACAAUUGCAACAUUUAAGAGGCAU
This is a messenger RNA of Hemiscyllium ocellatum (epaulette shark), 2513 nucleotides long. RefSeq names its product zinc finger protein 3-like. The transcript has 2 exons. Gene Ontology annotation, biological process: regulation of transcription by RNA polymerase II; central nervous system development. Gene Ontology annotation, cellular component: nucleus. Bases 1 to 660 code for a protein of 219 amino acids. NCBI's taxonomy places the organism in Eukaryota, Metazoa, Chordata, Chondrichthyes, Orectolobiformes, Hemiscylliidae. Gene Ontology annotation, molecular function: DNA-binding transcription factor activity, RNA polymerase II-specific; RNA polymerase II cis-regulatory region sequence-specific DNA binding. The record is from RefSeq and is a predicted model, not a curated record.